CCAUGUUGACACAUGACGAGCAUGCGUCCAACCUCGCCUUCCUGUCUUUCCUUGCUCCUUCCUUGCCGCUCUCACGUUUCGUCCACUGGCCGCCUCCACUACGAGCAGAGCAACAAACAAUGCCAAAGGAGGCCUCCAAGUGUUGCGCCGCGGCUACGCCGGACCAUAAUAAGGCGGACUCUUCCGCCGACCCGCUCGGCAAGUGUCGAAACGCGUCCGGCUUCGCAUGGCAAAAUGGGGGCACGUCAUCUUCUCCAGAAAGCCAAAGCUCCGACGGUGAUGCCAAGCCGAGUGGAAAAAGGCGGCGCGGCAAGAAAUGCGCGUCCAACUCCGAGAAGGUGAACGGCAAAGGCAAAACCCGAGAGAACUGCGACGGCCGAGCCGGACUGAUGGCGCUGCGCUCAGAAUGCGCCGACGUUUGGUUUCAACGGAGCACCUACGAGCGAGCGGAGAGCCUCUAUCAGUGCUGGCUGGCAAACUCGUCCGAGUCGAAGGGCUCGGCUCCGAGUCCACCAAACAACUCUUCACCCAGGAAGAAAGCUUUGCCGCAAGAUGAGUCUGAGUCCCUGCGCUCGAGCAUCCAGAAGGCUUCAGAGAGCCCCGCAGCAGCCCAAUCGCCCGACAAAGGCUACAGGUCUCAGGCGCCGACUCCCGGUGCCACCGGCCCCCAGCAGAGGGCGCUCACGCCCACCCCUCCCCACUCUGUCAACGGCCUGCCUGCUGUUUUAGCAGAAAUGUUUGGAGAGGUGUGGCUGGAGAAGCCGCUGUACGAUCGCGCCGAAGCCGCCUUCCACCAAAACCUGUACGCCAACAAUUCGUCCAGACAGUCGCCCGGUAGCUCCGCCCCCAGGAGUGGCCUGCUCCCCCCGAGCGUCACCCGAGCGCAAGAGGGCAAAGCCGAGGUUUUCCACGCUCUGCACCCCAUCCAGGAGGAGGAGGAGCCGGCCGAGACCAAGCGCCGGAGGCAGCCCCAUCUUGCGCUCUGCUGGUUUCUUCACCCAGACAGCGAGCGGGUGUGGUUGGACAAGUGGCGGUUCAAUGCGGCCGAGAUGCGUUUCCACGCUCGCCGUGGAGGUGAAGCGUCGGCGCCCAACAAAUCUCACAGGCCCAAAACGCAAACAUCCGCAGAAUCCGCAACUGCUGGCCCAAACAAGAUGAACUCGGUCAACUUUCUGGCCCAGGAGAAGAUCUGGUUGGACAAAAGUCGCUACGAUGAGGCGGAGCGACGCUUCUUUGAGCGGGUCGGCGCCUCCUCGCAGUCCACGUCGAAGGUUGCUGAUGCGGGAGCGAACGCCAUUCUUCAAGACAUCGCCCGCGCCCGCGAGAACAUUCAGAAGUCACUGGCGGGCAGCACCUGCACCAGUAGCGGCUGCGGCGCGGCUGAUCAAGAACUCAUCUCUCGGAUCAAAAGCUUGGAGCUGGAGAACAAGACCUUAAAUCGAGGUGCUGCCAUUUCUUGCUGUUUGAAAAUGGUGGAAGACCUGAGGGCAUCGCUCUCCAAGCUGGAAUGUCGAGUCGUUGUCUUGGAGAAAAGCCCGGUGACUGCGGUGCCGGUCACGGCGGCUCCUUUGGCGCCUUACACAAACGGAACGGCUGCGCAGCACACCGGCAGCAUCGCAAAACAGCAGCUCGACCAAGACGACGAUGACGUGGACCUGUUUGGCAGUGACGACGACGACGACCAAGAGGCGGAAAAACUCAAAGAGCAGCGCUUGAAAGAGUACGCCGAGCGAAAGGCCAAGAAGCCCGCAGUCAUCGCCAAGUCCUCCAUCUUACUGGACGUCAAACCGUGGGACGACGAAACAGACAUGGGCGAGCUGGAGCGCUGCGUGCGCUCGGUGAAAGCCGACGGUCUGCUGUGGGGGAUGUCCAAGCUGGUCCCCGUAGGUUAUGGCAUCAACAAGCUGCAGAUCUCCUGUGUGGUGGAAGAUGACAAGGUCGGGACGGACAUGCUGGAGGAGGAGAUCACCAAGUUUGAAGACUAUGUUCAGAGUGUCGACGUGGCCGCUUUCAACAAGAUUUAAGUCAUUACUCGCCGCGUACUGUCCAUCGCCACUCCUCGUUAUGUUGUCACUUAAUAAAAGAUUGUUGCACUGAG
This is a messenger RNA of Syngnathus typhle (broad-nosed pipefish), 2098 nucleotides long. RefSeq names its product eukaryotic translation elongation factor 1 delta b (guanine nucleotide exchange protein) (gene eef1db). Gene Ontology annotation, molecular function: guanyl-nucleotide exchange factor activity; translation elongation factor activity. Bases 3 to 2024 code for a protein of 673 amino acids. The transcript has 9 exons. Gene Ontology annotation, biological process: translational elongation. Gene Ontology annotation, cellular component: eukaryotic translation elongation factor 1 complex; cytosol. NCBI's taxonomy places the organism in Eukaryota, Metazoa, Chordata, Actinopteri, Syngnathiformes, Syngnathidae. The record is from RefSeq and is a predicted model, not a curated record.